Molecule: messenger RNA, 2148 nt
Organism: Monodelphis domestica (gray short-tailed opossum)
Lineage: Eukaryota; Metazoa; Chordata; Mammalia; Didelphimorphia; Didelphidae
Product: nuclear cap-binding protein subunit 2
Biological process (GO): mRNA cis splicing, via spliceosome
Cellular component (GO): nuclear cap binding complex
Molecular function (GO): RNA cap binding
Source: RefSeq, a predicted model, not a curated record
GUGAUUGGCUCCGACAGAGUAGCUUCCGGUAUUCCCAGGAAGGCUGCUUCCAACUGCUUUAGAUUCUUUUCAUUGAGCGCGCUUGCCGCCGACCUUGCCGUUGGCCCCAGCUGCCUCCGCUCUUCACGAUAUUUCUUCUAGACUCGCCCUUCGUCUUCCUUUUCUGCGCUUCUCCCGGCCGGAGGCUGCCUCGCGUCUCCGCCGCCGCCGCCGCCACCGCCACCGCCACCGCCGUCGCUCGCAGCCCCGUCUCCAUAUCCUACCGCUGCCUCCGCCCCAUCCCACCGUUACCUCAGCCCCGGUCAUCGCCAUCAUGUCUGGUGGGCUUCUGAGCGCGCUGCAGAGCGACUCCUAUGUGGAGCUCGGCUGGUACCGUGACCAGCACUUCCGAGGUAAAAUGGACGACCAAGAAAAAUUAUUAAAGAAAAGCUGCACUCUGUAUGUCGGGAACCUGUCCUUUUACACCACGGAGGAACAGAUCUACGAACUCUUCAGUAAAAGCGGGGACAUUAAGAAAAUAAUCAUGGGCCUGGAUAAAGUAAAGAAAACUGCCUGCGGCUUCUGCUUCGUGGAGUACUACUGCCGUGCGGACGCCGAGAACGCCAUGCGGUACAUUAAUGGGACUCGCCUGGAUGACCGGAUCAUCCGCACGGACUGGGAUGCGGGAUUCCGAGAGGGCAGGCAAUAUGGAAGGGGACGGUCUGGGGGCCAGGUGCGAGAUGAGUACAGACAAGACUAUGAUGCCGGGAGAGGAGGUUAUGGGAAAAUAGUGCAAAACCAGUGAGUGAUUUAAGUCCAUCACUUGAAAAAAACAAAACAACUCGACCUUGUUGGCCGAUCCUGAUGGUUCUGAAAACAAACUUUAUACAAACUGUAAUUUAUUUACCUACUUCUGCCCAAGAAUUAAACAGGCGACCUCUUGACUUCCCACAUUGAAAAUCAUUAGGUGACAAACUGAGAAAAGUGACUUUGGGCUUGGCUUUGAAGCCCUGAGGUGUUACAGACUUGAACACUUGAUGAGCACUAACCGAGCAGAACUGUAUUAUUUAUUAAUCCAAUCUAGCAAAAUUUUCAAUUAGAAAAUGACCAUGUUACUGUUCAACACUUAUGGGGUUGUAGUGAUUUGUAGUAACAGUUAUAAUGUUGUUGUGAAUUAGGGCCAUUUUUAUUUCUAAAGUUUUUUGAAAAUGUUUCAUCUUUUCCAAGGUGACUUCUAAUCCACAAAAAUUCAAGUUAUUAAAAAAUAUCUAAAUAGUUCUGCCUCCGCUCUAGUUAUUUGACAAAAAUUCCUGGGAGGUAUUUUGUCAUUCUACCUAGCUCUGGGGCUGCUCUAUUAGAGAUGAUACAUGAAGAAGUUUGUAUUGAGGAUGUUAAUGGUGCUUAUUUCUGGGACGCCAGUACAGAGAAUGUCAUCCUAAUGCUAUUUUCCUAAGGGGUGGGGAGGAUUUAUUAUGGGAAAUUGCUAAUUAAGAAUCGAAGGGUUGGAAUGUUACAUGAAUUCAGGAGACAUUCAUUUUCUCUUUGAAAGCUUUAAAAUUUGAUGCUACAAUUAUUACAUUUAUUUUUUAUUUUACCAAUUUCGUAAGGGAAUGGGACAGAUUUAGAAUAAAGGCUGACAAUCAAAGAAAAUAAAAAAAUUUCUAAUAUGAAGUGUCAAAUAAGCUUUACUUGGAAGAUGUUCAGUGUCCAAGGUCAAGUAGGACAUAUCCAACAGUUUUUGUGUAUCGACAUUGGAUUGCUCUGAAGUUGAAUUCUCCACCUGAGAUUCUUCAUGAACUGGAAGGUAAUUGGGGGAUAUUUGCCCCAACUUAAAAUUUCAAGGAAUGAAAAGAUAAUUUAAAUGUUGUCUAACUUGUUGACAAUUUUAAAUGUUUUUCCUCAUAAACCUGUUUGAGUAUGUGUGUUGGGUAACUCCAGAAAACUGGAAAAACGAUUGAAAAGCUGACUCAGUGCAUUGAUUUCUUAAAAACGUUGGUGAUUUACACAUCAAUUUAAAGAAUUUUUAUCAAUGUGGAAAAAUCAAAAGCUAGAGCUGAUGUUUAGUAACUAUAAGCCUCUCUUCAGUAGUCUGUAGUGAAGUAAAAUUGGGGAUGAAAGUUCUUUAGUGUGAACUUUUCUUUUGGAUGUUUAAUAAAAAAUUAGUUUAAA